Messenger RNA from Coffea arabica (coffee), 1212 nucleotides. Lineage: Eukaryota; Viridiplantae; Streptophyta; Magnoliopsida; Gentianales; Rubiaceae. The record is from RefSeq and is a predicted model, not a curated record.
AUGGAUGAGGAAGGGAUUGGGAAGGAAGCUGUAAACUAUUUUAGUACCUUGUUUUCGGCUGACCCUGUGGGCGAAUUUCGUCUCCUCCAUGUUAUCCCCAAUCUACGGGAUGUUAUCGAUAAUAAGGGCUUAGAGGAGGUCCCCUCUGUGGAUGAGGUACAGAAGGUGAUUUUUGAGAUGGAUGGUGACAAUGCCGCUGGACCAGAUGGUUCCACAGAAAAAUUUUUUACGUCUGCUUGGGAAAUGGUGGCACAAGAUAUCUACAAGGCGAUUGUGAGCUUCUUCUGUGGGGAAGAGCUUUCUUGCUUCAUUACGGCGACGUCUAUCGUUCUCCUUCCUAAGGUCAUGAAUCCUAAGGACUUUACUCAAUUUAGACCUAUUAGUGUAAGCAACUUUCUGAAUAAGGUUAUCUCUAGAAUUUUGGUAGGGCGGUUUUCAGGGGGGAACUUGGCACUUAAGCUGGACAUAGUUAAGGCGUAUGAUAGGGUCUUCUGGAUGUUCAUCAUUACAGUCUUGCGCCAGUUUGGCUUUAGUGAAAGGUUUAUUGACAUGGUAUGGAGGUUGAUUUCCAAUGUUUGGUUCUCGGUGCUGGUGAAUGGUGUGCCUCAUGGGUUCUUCAAAUCUUCGCGAGGGAUGCGGUCGGUGGGUUGCACGGUACCUAGGCAUUGUCCCCCUGUGUCGCACUUGGCAUUUGCUAACGAUGUUAUGGUUUUUGCCAAUGGGAGUGCGGCUGCAUUGAAGAGAAUCAUGCGGGUAUUGGAGUGGUAUCAGAAUGAUUCUGGCCAGUUGGUUAAUGUGCAGAAGAGUGGGUAUUUAGUGCACCCUUGGACAUCAUCAGCUCGUACUGGAGUGAUUGAGCAGGUUACCAAGUUUCAAAGGAAGCAGUUUCCAAUUCGGCAUCUAGGUGCCCCUUUAUUUGUUGGUAGAGCUAAGGAGGUGUAUUACUCGGACUUAUGCCAGACGGUUCUUGAUAAGAUUUUCUAUGGGGAGCAGUGGGCGAGAAGAAGAAAUUCCAUUGGAUCCGAUGGAGGGACUUGUGUUACCCUACAGAAGAAGGUGGGGCGGGGAUUCGGCCACUCAAUGACACGUAUAGGGCUUUCUCUUGUAGGUUAUGGUGGAAUUUCCGGUGUGGCUUAUCCUUAUGGGCGAGAUUCCUACAUGCUAAGUAUUGCACGGGGAUCCACCCGUGCCAAGUUGCUGCGUCUUGCUUAG